Astrephomene gubernaculifera is the source of this 645-nucleotide messenger RNA. The record is from the annotation of a GenBank genome assembly. NCBI's taxonomy places the organism in Eukaryota, Viridiplantae, Chlorophyta, Chlorophyceae, Chlamydomonadales, Astrephomenaceae.
GGUCGCCCCCGAUGCACCGACGGCUGCAAGGCCCGAGCUGCUGGGUUGGCUGCAGCAGGUGGAGUUGCUGGCAAGUCGCGCCGAGUGCUUCUCCCAGCAGCUGCUGGCGGCGGAGUCGGAGCUGCAUGCGGUGCGGGAGGAGAACGGCGAACUGAUGGAGGCGUUGGCGGAUGCAGAUGGCAAGUUGACCGCCCUCGCUUCCGCCGCCGAUAAGGCCAUCCGUACCGACAUGUCGGCCUCCUCCGCUGCAGCCGCUGCCCUAGCUGCAGCUGCCGUCGCAACGGCCGGUGGUACGAACACACCCUCGCACGCAGCCGCAGUUCUCACUUCCGCCAAACCAACCACACCGCUCACCGCUCACCGCGCCGACAAGGGCCCUACAUCCAGGGGCGGCGCUGCUUUGUACGGCAGCACUGGCGGCGACAGCGGCAGCGGCAUCAGCAGUACGGAAUGCACUCCGCAACGGGACCAAGACGGCCGGGCGAAGUCGGGCAAGGGCCAGGGAAUGGGUGGUGUGAUGCCGGCGGUCAUGAUGACGUCCACCGUCAAUGCUGCAGCUGAGGCUGAGGUCGCUGCUGGUGCUGGGGCCGGGAGUGGUGCAGCUGACGCGGAGAGGGGGGCAGACGCGGCACAUGAGGCGGCGGA